Molecule: messenger RNA, 1701 nt
Organism: Thyridium curvatum
Lineage: Eukaryota; Fungi; Ascomycota; Sordariomycetes; Thyridiales; Thyridiaceae
Exons: 5
Coding region: 1-1701 (566 amino acids)
Biological process (GO): transmembrane transport; carbohydrate transport
Cellular component (GO): membrane
Molecular function (GO): carbohydrate:proton symporter activity
Source: RefSeq, a predicted model, not a curated record
AUGAAGAAGUUCUAUGGUCUCACGGGCCACAAGCUCAACUGGGCUGUUGGUCUCAUCGCAGGAUGUGACUUUCUCCUUUUUGGCUAUGACCAAGGUGUCAUGGGCGGCAUCUUGACAUUGCCCAUUUUCCUGGAUUAUUUCCCAUCAAUCAAUGCCGAGGCCAAGAACAUCUCUGCGGCAGAGGCUUCUCAGCGUUCUACCAAUCAAGGAAUCUCGGUUGCCUCGUACAACUUGGGAUGCUUCUUCGGCGCCGUCAUUACCAUCUUCAUCAGCAAUCCCCUCGGCCGCAAACGGAUGAUCAUGCUAGGCACGUCCAUCAUGAUUAUUGGAGCUAUCCUGCAAGCGAGUGCUACAACUCUACCACACUUCAUCGUCGGCCGCAUUAUCACCGGCCUCGGUAACGGCGGCAAUACAUCUACUGUGCCAACAUGGCAGUCAGAAACAUCGCAUGCACACAAGAGAGGCAAGCUCGUCAUGAUCGAAGGUGCACUGAUCACCUGUGGCAUCAUGAUCAGUUACUGGGUUGACCUUGGCCUGUCCUUCGCCCCUGGCUCCGUCGCUUGGCGGUUUCCGCUCGCCUUCCAAAUUGUCUUCUGUAUCUUUAUUUUGGCCUUGAUCUGGGGGCUGCCCGAGUCUCCCAGGUGGCUCAUCCUGAAGAACCGUGAUGAUGAGGCCAAGGAGGUCCUGGCUGCCCUAGCUGGCACCGACGUCAAUGACCAAUACGUCCAAGCCGAGUUCGCUGAAAUCAAGGAUACUGUCAUUGAGAUGAGCAAGGGCACCUUCGCGGACCUGUUCACCAUGGACAAGGAUCGGAACCUGCACCGCACACUGCUGGCCUACACCAAUCAGAUGUUCCAACAAAUCUCGGGUAUCAACCUCAUCACCUACUAUGCUGCCGUCAUCUACCAUGGUCUAGGCAUGUCGGACUUCAUGGCUCGUCUGCUGGCUGCACUGAACGGAACCGAGUACUUCAUCGCGUCGUGGCCGGCCGUCUUCCUUGUGGAGCGAGUGGGUAGGCGAAACCUGAUGCUGUUUGGUGCGGUCGGACAGGCCGCCACCAUGGCUAUCCUCGCCGGCGUCAAUUCUCGCUCAGAGACCGGCAACCAGAUCGCUGGUGUGGUCUUCCUCUUUGUCUUCAACACCUUCUUUGCUGUCGGCUGGCUCGGCAUGACCUGGCUCUACCCUGCCGAGAUUGUGAACCUGCGCACCCGAGCACCCGCCAACGCCCUUUCCACUAGCGGCAACUGGAUCUUCAAUUUCUUGGUCGUUAUGAUCACUCCCAUUGCCUUCAACAGCAUCAAGAACCACACGUACACCGUCUUUGCCGUCAUCAACGCCUUCAUGGUCCCCUGCGUCUAUUUCUUCUACCCCGAGACGGCGUACCGCUCGCUUGAGGAGAUGGACAGCAUUUUCCACAAGGUCAAAGGUUGGCAGGGUGUGUUCACCGUCGUGCACCAGGCCAAGAUCGAGCCCCGAAGAUAUGGCAAGAACGGCGAGCUGCUCAUCGACUACAAUGAGACCGAAGAACAUCGUGGCCAUAUUCAUCCGCACGGGAGCGAUCUUGAGAAGCCGCAGGGCGAACAGUCUGGAUUCUCUCACGCCGAGGGCGCAGACCAGACUAACUCUGCCAGUGGCAGUGCCUCGCCCCCGGAGGGCGGAGUAUGGACUCACGAUGAGGAAAGUGGCAGGCGGAAGGAUUGA